AAGACCCGGACAGCUUGUUGUCCUAAUCCUCUCACCUCAAGGAGCGGCAACAGGAUCUCUCCAACUCUUUCAAUUCAGACUGAGAACCCUAGACUUCACCCAUCAUGCUGACACAAUCUUGGUCAACCGUGCUUCUCAUGGGGCUGCUGGGCCCUUUCGUCCUUGUCUCCGCCGAGUCGCCCUCCCCUAAGCAGGAGGGGGAUCUGACCGCAGAGUCAGGGCGUUCGGGAUACAACAAGUUCAAGUUCGAGAGGGACAGAACCUCCCGCACCUCCACUGCCAACGAGGAGAGUGACGUUACGGCACAAUCGGGGCGGUCGGGGUACAACAAGGCCAAGAAGCACGAGAGUUCCGCAUCCUCGUCUGCCAACCAGGAAGGCGAUCUCCAAGCGGAGUCCGGGCGGUCUGCAUACAACAGAUUCCAAAAGGAGGACUCGGUCCUUGAAGUCAGAGAAGCUGCAACCACACUGGUCACCAUCACGUUUACCAUGCCCGAACCGGCCGCAACGGAUUAGGGUCCAUCUUAUGUCAUGGGGCCUUCUAGUGACGGGCAUCGUCGUCGGUACGACAGCAUCUCUGUGGAGGGCAUGGAUUAUAUCUGGGACAGGUUGAGUUCAAGGCUCGAUUGGCAUUUGGGGAGGAGGGAGGGAGGGCGAAUGUUUAGUGACCAGUUCGAUUAGUGAAAGUACCCGCUUAGCUAUAGGGGCUCAUAAUGUCAAGUGUCGGCUUCUUUCUAGUGAAGAGCUAAUUAUGGAACGUCGACUGGGCGUAGACACUAGUAGUAAUCGCAUGAUCACACGAUACCCUACGAGAUGUAACAAAUCCAAGACC
Messenger RNA from Chaetomium strumarium, 831 nucleotides. RefSeq lists its product as uncharacterized. The record is from RefSeq and is a predicted model, not a curated record. The coding region runs from base 105 to 515 and encodes 136 amino acids. NCBI's taxonomy places the organism in Eukaryota, Fungi, Ascomycota, Sordariomycetes, Sordariales, Chaetomiaceae. The transcript has 2 exons.